GGGGGGACUGACUGUGGGAGGACAGAAAGAAGGAGGUGAUUGUUGUUGGGGAGAAGGAAAACAUAUAAAAGAGGCAGAGAGCAAGAGCAGGGAGCAAGUGGAGGGACGACGAGGUUGAAAGGAGCUCCUGACGUGUUCUGACAGAGUGGAAACUUUUUUUUUGCAAGCAACAGACAGGAUGACAGCUGCCAUCAGGGACCUUCCUUUUCCCCUGCUGCUUCUCUGCCUGUAUUUGAUGAGCAGCUGCUCUCCGCUGCCAACACCAUCACGAGUCCCAGGGACGAAACCUCAGAUUCUGAGGCCACGUGGGUCUUUGCCUGGGGACCUCUUUUCAUCCACGGAAGACUACGAUCAACCCGAGGACACAGUCACGCCUUUUUCAAACGCCACAGUGUCUCCACAUGGAAGGACUCUUCAGCGGUGUGACUACAAUCGGUGCCUCGAGGGUCAGAGGUCGUGCGCCUCGUUAGCGGCCUCCACCGGCUGUCUGUGCCCCGGCUUGUCUUUGCACGACGUCAAACCGCGGACUCCUUACAAUACGUCGGUGUCAUGGAAUGGCUCAGAGGUCAUAGUUCACUGGUGCGCCCCUCUCUCACACGUCACAGCCUACGUCGUGACCGUCGGGAACCAGGAGAGGCGUCGCUUUGGGAGGGACCAAAGAAGCGGCGGCGUGGGCGACGUGGAGGACUCUGCAGAGGUGUGCGUGUUUGCGGUGAACGACAGCGGAGACAGCGACGGGUCGUGCAUGACGUACCAUCCCAGAAAGAGCAGUCUGCCUCUGACGGCGGGACUCAUCGGAGGAGCUCUGGGCUUCCUGCUGCUCCUCUUGUUGGUCGUGUUGCUGUGGAGGCACAAGAGGCAGCGCAAGCAGGAGGCCAGCAUCUCCACCAACGAGACGCUGUGAACGGACAACAGAGGCGUUUCAGGGUUAUUGCAGUGACUUAACUUCCACUUCCAAGUUUCAUCAUCUCACAUACAGGUUCUUUUCAGGCUUUGGCUUUGCAGUAAGUAGAGAGUUACUGUGUAUCUUAGGAAACUUCUUCUUAUAAGCUUUGUUUUUAAACGGGUGAAACUCAGACACGUUCAUUUCAUCCAGUAGAAAUGAAAGGGUUUAUACUGGAGGGAAAAAAAAAGCACUAAAUGAAUGAAUGAAUGAUAUAGAAUAUAUACUGUAGACGCAGUCCAAUCUUUUCAAUCAUUUACAGCUCUCUGUGAGAGCUCCUUAUUGUAUGUAUUUAAGUAAAGUGUGAGUGGCCGGACUGUGGUUUAAAGGAAUGAAUAUGUUGUGUUUGUGAUCAUCAUUUUCUUUAGACUUUAGAUUUAAAAGUCCAAAAACGACUGCACACGUUUGUUCAAGUGUCUAACGUGUACUUCUUUUGGAUGGGUGUGUUUUUCCAUCCGUCUUCUCGUCGGAAGUUGUGUCAGAACACGAGCGCUCGGUGCUGUUUUUCCAGCUGUCAUACAAUAGCCUUUCAGCGGAUAUGGAUUUUUAGGCUCUUCUUAUUCCACACAUCCAUCUCUGAGCUGGUGAGAAGCUUCAGGCUGUGCUUCUUUUUCUUUUUCUUUUUUAAAAUGUAUUCUAUGAUGAAAAGAGAAGAAAGUCCAAUGUUUAAAUCCUGCCAGUUUAUCUCAUGUUCAAGCCUUUAUCUGCAUGUCUCACAGUCCUGGUUUCAUUCCAGUCGUUUUCUCUCCGACUCCAGAAGUCAUCCAACACAUGUAACAUGGACACACAACACUGUGCUGAUUGGCCUGAAGGUGUAGCUUGUGUGGCUCAUAGUGUACACAGUGUGCGCAGUUGCCUUUAAACUGGAAUGGAAACGUUUUGCAUGGGUCACAGCGCACAAGCAUGCGAGGGCAGAUUUAUGCGCGCGGCCGCAGAUGGAACGUCCCAGAAACACAGAAACCACAAACAGUGACAGAGUCAGAACACAACAUGUGCUGAAAAGAUGAGAAACACACUGUUGUUGUUGUGCAGUGCUCACAAUCCAUGAUUUCCCAUUUUAAAUAAACUGUGUUUUUUUGUUAAAAAAAAAAAA
This is a messenger RNA of Solea senegalensis (Senegalese sole), 2036 nucleotides long. RefSeq names its product LRRN4 C-terminal-like protein. Lineage: Eukaryota; Metazoa; Chordata; Actinopteri; Pleuronectiformes; Soleidae. Bases 179 to 904 code for a protein of 241 amino acids. The record is from RefSeq and is a predicted model, not a curated record. The transcript has 2 exons.